AAAAACAAAGACCUUGGCCGGCUGGUCAACAUCCUAACAUUUCCUUGGUUUUGAACUCGAUUGCAAUGGCAAUCCGCUCUUCUUCUCCUCCUUGUAAAACAUAUAACGCACCAAAACUUGAAGUCGAAAAAUGCGGCGCAUUAAUCAGAUUUUGGGUCUUUUCUUUAGUAAAGAUGUGAGGAAGCAAAACCCUAAUGAUUUUGCUAAACCAGGCAGGGAUCUGGAGAACAAUCAAGCUUCUUUAUUUGAGAAGUUGCAUUCAUUCGAAAGUGCAAAGCAUGAACAACAACGAAUUUGUGGCCCUCUUGCUGCUCUUACGUUCAACUUAGUGGUUGCUGUUGGCAUCAUUUUCUUGAACAAAUGGGUUCUUGAAAAUGUUGGGUUUCAGUUCCCGGUAUGUCUGACAGUUAUUCAUUAUGCUGUCAGCUGGGCAUUAAUGGCGAGUUUGAAAUUCUUUUCUAUCCUUCCUGCAUCUCCUUCGUCAGAGUUGGCCCCUUUAUCUUUGUUUACUUUCGGAUUUGUUAACUCUGUGUCUACUGGCCUUGCUAAUGUCAGCUUGAAGUACAACAGUGUGGGAUUUUAUCAGAUGGCUAAGAUUGCUAUUACACCAUUGAUUGUCCUGGCAGAAUUCAUAUGGUACAAGAAGAGAAUCGCUUUCUCAAAGGUGGUUGCGUUAGCAGUUGUAUCAGUUGGGGUUGCUGUUGCUACUGUAACUGAUUUACAAUUCAUCUUCUUCGGUGCUUGUGUAGCAUUGGCAUGGAUAAUACCUAGUGCAGUCAAUAAAAUACUUUGGUCCAACUUGCAACAACAACAAAAAUGGACAGCAUUGGCAUUAAUGUGGAAGACUACACCAAUCACUUUGGUUUUUUUGGUUUUUAUGAUUCCUUUGGAUCCUCCUGGUUUACUUGCGUUCCAUUGGAGCUUCAGCAGUACAUCAGCCAUUCUCGUGUCUGCUUUUCUUGGCUUCUUGCUUCAGUGGUCCAGUGCUUUGACACUUGGGGCUACAUCUGCUAUAUCCUCUGUGGUUCUUGGACAAUUCAAAACUUGUGUUAUCCUCCUUGGAAAUUAUUAUCUUUUUGGUUCAAAUCCUGGCACAACCAGUAUUUUUGGUGCGUUUAUAGCCAUUGGUGGAAUGUCCUUUUACACAUACCUUAAUAUACGUGCUAUGAAGCGGUAGUCAGGGUCAUUGUUGUCCCUGACGAAGGAACUGGAGACGACAUGUUACAAAAACUAAAAAAACUUCAUGGUGAUUGCAUAUAUGACACUGAAUGGCAAAACUUUGUAACAGUUUAAACUAUUGUUAAUAACAUUAUUUAAAAUAAGCAUGAUUGAAGCAAUCUACUAAAAGAAAAAUUAAUACCACAUUUGGUUGGGGAAUGAAAUAGGACUGUAAUGGAAUAGAAUUAUAAUCAGUAAUUCAAUUAUUUUGUUGAAUGGAAUGGAAUAGAGUUGUAAUAGUAUUCUUCUGUUCGGUUGAAUGGAAUAAAUGUUUGUAAUAGUAUAAUGAAAAA
Gossypium arboreum is the source of this 1511-nucleotide messenger RNA. RefSeq lists its product as uncharacterized. Gene Ontology annotation, molecular function: UDP-xylose transmembrane transporter activity; antiporter activity. The transcript is spliced from 7 exons. Gene Ontology annotation, cellular component: Golgi apparatus. The coding region runs from base 131 to 1177 and encodes 348 amino acids. The record is from RefSeq and is a predicted model, not a curated record. Lineage: Eukaryota; Viridiplantae; Streptophyta; Magnoliopsida; Malvales; Malvaceae.